AUGGAUCUACAGAAUUUUGAAAACUGCGAUAAAGCUAUUUAUGCAGAGUUAUUUGGAUUAUCAAAGAAAGCCAUUGAUUGUGCACUUAAAGCCAAUAUGCAAUAUGAGUUGAUGAAUUUACUCAAGUCUUUUAUCUAUAAUACACAUAAUAAGAAUGUUAAAAUUCAAGAAACUCAAGAAACCUUUACUGAUAUUAAUAAUCCUGCUAUUACUAAACAUAAAGGACGACCUCUAAAAAGAUUUAAAUCUAGUGUAGAAACUUUGGGAAAACGGGUUUUAAAGGAUAGUACAAAAGUUAAUAUGAUAACAGACAAUGUUAUAGUAGAAGAGGAAACAAAUAAUACAAAAGGGCGAAAAUGUAGAAAGUGCAAGCAAUAUGGACAUUAUGCAAAAUAG
Molecule: messenger RNA, 396 nt
Organism: Rhizophagus irregularis DAOM 181602=DAOM 197198
Lineage: Eukaryota; Fungi; Glomeromycota; Glomeromycetes; Glomerales; Glomeraceae
Source: RefSeq, a predicted model, not a curated record